This is a messenger RNA of Acanthoscelides obtectus, 858 nucleotides long. Lineage: Eukaryota; Metazoa; Arthropoda; Insecta; Coleoptera; Chrysomelidae. The record is from the annotation of a GenBank genome assembly.
AUGAGAUCAUUAGAAUUCAACCGAGAUCAUUUUCGCGCCAUAAUUUAUUACAACUUUCAGAGACAAUUAUCGCAACAAGAAUGCCUUGCUGAGCUACUGUCUGUUUUCGACAAUUUUCCGUUGGUAUGGAGAAUUCCUGGACGGGUGAGUCUUAGCGACGAUCGCAGGGUGGGUGCACCAAAAACGGCAGUCACCCAGGAAAACGUCGAUGCUGUGCGCAAACUCAUCAUUGAAGAUAGACAUCAGAAAACAGCCAGGGUUAAUUGGUGUCAAAAAACGCUUGACCGUUUCAAUUCCAGAAACUCAAAAAAUGUGUACAGCAUUGUUAGUGGUGAUGAAUCGUGGAUUUACUGUUAUGAACCAGAAAAUAAACGACAGUCGGCUGCUUGGGUGUUCCAAGAUGAAGAAAAGCCAACAAAUGUCAUCCGUUCUCGAAGUGUUUCGAACGCGACAUUUCAAAGAACUGUUACUGCGGAUUGGUACACCACCAUUCGUUUGCCAAAAGUCAUCACCGAGCUUCGAAGAAUCAACCCCGAAAGAAGCAUCAUCCUCCACCAAGAUAAUGCAAGCUCGCACACAGCCCAAAAAACAAGGCAGUAUUUAACGGAAGAAAACGUGGAAUUAUUGGACCAUCCUCCAUACAGUCCCGAUCUAAGUCCUAACGAUUUCUUUACUUUCCCGAAAAUUAAAAACAGACUGCGUGGUCCAAGGUUCCAGUCACCAGAAGAAGCAGUUGACGCAUUCAAAAAUUCCGUUUUGGAUCUGCCAGCAAACGAGUGGAAUAAUUGCUUCGAAAAUUGGUUCGAGCCCAUGCAGUUGUGUAUUAAUCUUUAUGGAGAAUACUUCAAAAAACAAUAA